UAGUAAUCAGUCAAGAUGACCAACACAAAGGGGAAGAGGAGGGGGGCACAUUACAUGUUCUCAAGGCCCUUUUGCAAACAUGAUGUUGUCCCUCUUGCCACCUGCAUGCACAUCUAUAAGAAGGGUAAUGUUGUUGACAUUAAGGGCAUGGGCACAGUUCAGAAAGGCAUGCCCCACAAAUGUUACCAUGGCAAGACAGCAAGAGUAUAUAACAUUACUCAGCAUGCUGUGGGCAUUAUUGUGAACAAGAGAGUUAAGGGCAAGAUUCUUGCCAAGAGAAUUAAUGUGCGAAUUGAGCAUAUCAAGCACUCUAAGAGCAGAGAAAGCUUCUUGCAGCGUGUUAAAGUAAACGAAAGAAAGCAAAGGAAAAGGGCACUUGGUUUGAAUGAAAACCAGCCUGCUCCUCCAAGAGAAGCCCACUUUGUGACAAACAAUGGCAAAGAGCCACAGGUGCUGGAACCAAUUCCAUAUGAGUUCAUGGCAUAGUGUAUAUGAACAGAAUAAAAUCUCAUG
Messenger RNA from Rhineura floridana, 513 nucleotides. RefSeq names its product large ribosomal subunit protein eL21-like. The record is from RefSeq and is a predicted model, not a curated record. Gene Ontology annotation, biological process: translation. Lineage: Eukaryota; Metazoa; Chordata; Lepidosauria; Squamata; Rhineuridae. The transcript has a single exon. The coding region runs from base 16 to 486 and encodes 156 amino acids. Gene Ontology annotation, cellular component: cytosolic large ribosomal subunit; ribosome. Gene Ontology annotation, molecular function: structural constituent of ribosome.